Molecule: messenger RNA, 1917 nt
Organism: Haliotis rufescens (red abalone)
Lineage: Eukaryota; Metazoa; Mollusca; Gastropoda; Lepetellida; Haliotidae
Exons: 4
Coding region: 254-907 (217 amino acids)
Source: RefSeq, a predicted model, not a curated record
AUUAUUUAUAGACCGCCGUCAUAUAGCUUGAAUAUCGCUGAGUGCGGCGUUAAACAACAAAAAACAAACAAACAAACAUAAGUGAACGUUGAGUAUCACAUCAGCUAAUGUUGAUAAUUUAGUUUCUGACAUACUUCGAUCGUGUUCACUCUUCCCACCGUAUUGAUCCCGUGAAAUUCACUGCUUGGCAGCCAGUCGAUCUCAAGUUGCCUACGUGAGAUAGGAGUGUUGGGGUUUGUUCGAUCACUGUAAGAUGGAAGUGUUUGGGUUAGGCGUCGUGCUGAUGCUGACCAACAAGAUGUCCGUAGACGAUCACCUUGGUCCAGCCACUGUUGUCGACGGCGUUGCCGAUUGCCUUGUCCACUGCUACCAGAACGUGACGUGUUCUGGAGUGUUCUAUAAUGACGUUGAAAAACUCUGCUUCUCAUCUCUAAAGGUCCAUAUUACACCAAACCGCUUAGUCGCUGCUUCGGGAGUCAAGCAUUACGGCUUCACUGCAGCGGCUUGUCCAUAUGCUAAAGGUUACACCUAUUUUAGAGGCGCCCAGUUCUGUAUGAAGAGAAUAACACACCCACAUACGGCGAACCGUUCCAUGGCUGAGCUAAAAUGUAGGGAGGACGGCGGAAGGCUUGUUCGUCCACGUCGACCCAUCCACCAAAUUGUCACGUUCUCUUCUUACUUUGGAUGUUUCUGGAUUGGCGGAUAUUGGGAUGUGAGCAACGAUACCUUCUGGUGGUCGGAGGGAGACGAAAUUACGUACACCCCUUGGCAGCCUUCACAUACAACGGCAACGUCUUCCAGGGUUAAUCUAGCAUCAUGUGAAAGCGGCUGGAAGAGUGUGAACCCCAUCGUUGCACUGACGUACAUGUGUGAAAUACCCUUUGAAACACACGUGUGCCCACCAUGAUGGCCGUUUGUCAAACCAAGUGGAGUGUCACAAACACAUCACGUCAUCACCCCUGGUGAACUGUGUUGGAUUUGACGACAUUUGGAACAAUAUUUCAGCUUCAGUCGAUCCUCGUUGUGUCGAACUUGGAUUUAUCGAAUUCUCGGUUCUGUCGAACUCACCUUCCAGUGCUUUUGGAUUCUUCUAUAUUGAUCAUACAUACUCGGAUGUGUCGAAUUCCCGGUUGUCUCGAACUCAAUAAUUUGGGAGUGUACAUGUUUAUCACGGCGAGAUGUUAGCCCAAAGUGAUGCAGUUCUUCUACAUUACAUUUACCCCUUGGUUGUGUAAUUCACAACAAUGGGAAUGAUGCUGACCCACCUAGAAACAGACCCGGGUUAGAUUUCAUCUUCAACAACCCAUAUGCUUGUCUAGAGAGGCGACUCUUGGCGCUGACUUGGUUGAUGCAUGUCAUCGUAUCCCACUUGCGUGGAUCGAUGCUCAUGAUAUUAAUGACUGGAUUGUCUGGUAAGGACUCAGUUAUAUACAGACCGCCGUCAUGAAGCUGGAAUAUUGCUGGGUGCGGCGUUAAACAACAAACAACAUGAGAAGAAAUCCUCAAAGUACACGUUUAUACUGUCCUGGAGAAAACAUGUUCCCGUGCGGCACUGACUAUCAUUGAAAAUAUUGAAUAAAUGCAAACAAAAAACGAUUUUGCAACAAAACAAUAAUUGCGGCAUUAAACAACAAACAAAAACAAACCCUGGAAAUAUCGUGGCGAAUCUGGGAUCCGAACACGCGAUCAUAUGAUUCUAGGUCGCUCGGCUAAUAACGUCGCCUCAGAUGACCGAUUAUUCGUCAAAACUGACAUUUUCGUUAUCCAUGCAUUUAAGAUGCAUGAUUGUAUAAGUUAGUGUUGUGGUAGGCUCGCUGAUUUGGUUGAUGCCUGUCACCGUAUCCCAAUUGCGUGGAUCGAUGCUCAUGAUGUGAAUCACUGGAUUGUUUGGUCCAGACGCGAUUAUUUACAGACCGC